ACUCCUAAAUUCUUUUAAUCCAACAAUAUAACAAGAGAAGACUGAAACUUCAAGGAACAUUGAAUUCAAGACUUUAACUACUCAGACUUUUGCAGCAUCAUCAACAACAACAAAAGUUUACAUCUUUUAUUAAAUUAAGGACUCGGAAUCUAGAUUAAGUUAAGAAUGAGUGACAAUUUGAUGGAUAAAGUAAGUGCUUUCGGGGAGCGUCUCAAGAUUGGAGGCACUGAGGUGGGCAAAAAGAUGACAGCGGGUAUGAGCUCGAUGAGCUUUAAAGUAAAGGAGUUGUUCCAAGGUCCGAACCAGGCUGAUAAACUUGUCGAGGAUGCUACGGCGGAGACUCUUGAAGAGCCUGAUUGGGCUAUGAAUCUUGAUUUAUGUGAUAUGAUUAAUCAUGAAAGAGUUAGUAGUGUGGAGUUAAUUCGUGGGGUAAAGAAACGCGUUAUGAUUAAGAAUGCUAGGGUGCAGUAUCUGGCCUUGGUUUUACUUGAAACGAUUGUUAAGAAUUGUGAGAAGGCUUUUUCGGAGGUUGCAGCUGAGAGGGUACUUGAUGAAAUGGUGAAGCUGAUUGAUGAUCCUCAAACUGUUAUCAAUAAUAGGAAUAAGGCUCUCAUGAUGAUCGAGUCGUGGGGUGAAUCAACUAGUGAGCUGCGAUAUUUACCUGUUUAUGAAGAAACAUACAAGAGUUUAAGAUCGAGGGGUAUUCGAUUCCCGGGUCGUGAUAAUGAGAGUUUGGCACCCAUCUUUACACCAGCUCGUUCAGUUUCAGCAGCUGAAGUGGAUGCUAGUCUUGCACAGCAAAUCCAGCAUGAUAUACCAGUGCUAAGCUUCACAGCUGAACAAACAAAGGAAGCGUUUGAUGUGGCGAGAAACAGUAUUGAACUUUUGACAACAGUGUUGUCAUCCUCUCCCCAACAAGAUGCAUUACAGGAUGAUUUGACAACAACACUUUUCCAGCAAUGUCGUCAGUCACAAUUUACUGUCCAAAGAAUUAUCGAGACAGCAGGAGAUAACGAGGCCUUACUCUUUGAAGCCUUGAAUGUCAACGAUGAGAUCCAGAAAGUUCUCACCAAGUAUGAAGAGUUGAAUAAGCCACCGGCAGUUUCUUCCGAGCCAGAACCUGCUAUGAUUCCCGUUGCUGUUGAGCCUGAUGAGUCGCCUGUCCACGCAAGAGAAGAUGCCCUGGUUAGGAAACCAGCAGGUUCACGGGGAGGAGCUCCUGGAGGAUUCAACGAUGACAUGAUGGAUGAUCUUGAUGAGAUGAUCUUUGGUAAGAAAAGCGGCAGCACAUCCGAGGGAGCGCGUGAUCCGAAGAAACAACAAUCUUCAAAGGAUGAUCUCAUAAGCUUCUGAGUUGAAUGGUUCCGAUAAAUCCCAUCUUUUUUUUACGAAAAGAGGCCUGUCAUGUUUUUCUUUUAGGCGUUCAACUUCACUCGAUGUUUAAAUUUAUGAUUGGCUGAAAACUUUGAUUUUAUGAUGGAUUUCUGUCAAGUUUUUCUGCUAAUUUCUGUAAUUAGUAGUCCAUGUGUUGGUAAUGCUCCAAUUGCUUGACAUGGUAUAUAUGGGACGGUAAUUUGGUUCUUUUUUAA
Molecule: messenger RNA, 1589 nt
Organism: Mercurialis annua (annual mercury)
Lineage: Eukaryota; Viridiplantae; Streptophyta; Magnoliopsida; Malpighiales; Euphorbiaceae
Product: TOM1-like protein 1
Exons: 4
Coding region: 166-1353 (395 amino acids)
Biological process (GO): protein transport to vacuole involved in ubiquitin-dependent protein catabolic process via the multivesicular body sorting pathway
Molecular function (GO): phosphatidylinositol binding; ubiquitin binding
Source: RefSeq, a predicted model, not a curated record